GGAUCAGGAAGAACAAUCUUUUCUUGGCACCUACCAACUCUUUCCCCCGAUCGAUCACGAGCCAUAAAAGCUCGAAUUUAAGUUACAAUGCAAGCUCCUAAAGAGGUUUCAUUGUAUUGUGCAAGUAUAAAGAAAACUCUGAGGUGUAUUUGGCUAUUGCUCAUUUGAUUGAAUUUGAAGUUAAAAGGGUGUGAUUGCAUUUGAAACUUCAUCAGUCGUAGAAGGUUAAGAAGAACAUUUGAGCAUUGGGUUUUUGAAGUCUGAUUGAAUAGAAUAAAUUUUGGGGCUUUGAUUGCAUAUAAAUAUUACAACUAAAAAAAAUAAAUGGUUGAAAUGCCAAGCUUAGUGUUGGAUUUUGGUUUCUAGAAGGAAGGAAUGGUGUCUUGAAAGUUCUGUUUUGAGGAUUUCAUUUCUAUGCAUUUGUUGUAAGCAAAAGAUGUAUAGCAAUUUUAAGGAGCAUGCGAUAGCGUAUGUGAAGCAAGCAGUUAAAGAAGAUGACGAUGGAAACUAUAGUAAGGCAUUUCCCCUCUAUAUGAAUGCAUUAGAGUACUUCAGGACCCAUUUGAAGUAUGAGAAGAAUCCAAAGAUUAAGGAAGCGAUUACUCAGAAGGUUAUGGAAUAUUUGAGGAGGGCAGAGGAGAUAAGGGCCAUUCUUGAUUGUGGAGGAAAUGGGCCUAAUGGUGAUGUAGCAGCUGCUACGCAACCAAAGACAAAGUCGAAGGGUGGAGAAGGGAAAGAAGGGAACGAUCCGGAGCUAGCAAAGCUCCGGGCUGGCCUUGAUUCUGCGAUAAUUAGGGAGAAACCGAAUGUGAAGUGGAGUGACGUGGCUGGUCUUGAGAGUGCCAAACAGGCAUUGCAAGAGGCUGUCAUACUGCCUGUUAAGUUUCCCCAGUUUUUUACUGGGAAGAGACGACCAUGGAGGGCUUUUCUACUAUAUGGUCCACCUGGAACAGGGAAGUCCUAUUUAGCAAAGGCCGUUGCAACAGAAGCAGACUCAACUUUCUUCAGUAUUUCUUCAUCAGACCUUGUUUCAAAAUGGAUGGGUGAAAGUGAAAAGCUAGUCUCGAAUCUUUUCCAAAUGGCUCGUGAUAGUGCUCCUUCCAUAAUCUUCAUUGACGAAAUUGAUUCCUUAUGUGGUCAACGGGGUGAAGGCAAUGAGAGUGAAGCAUCUCGACGUAUCAAAACGGAAUUGCUUGUACAGAUGCAGGGUGUAGGCCAUGAUGAUGAGAAAGUUUUGGUUCUUGCAGCCACAAAUACACCUUAUGCUUUGGAUCAGGCCAUCCGGCGUCGUUUUGAUAAGCGAAUAUAUAUCCCUCUUCCAGAUUUGAAGGCAAGGCAGCACAUGUUUAAGGUGCAUCUUGGGGACACUCCUCAUAACUUAACUGAAAGUGAUUUUGAGCAUUUGGCCUACAAAACAGAAGGGUUUUCAGGUUCAGAUAUAUCAGUUUGUGUUAAGGAUGUACUAUUUGAACCUGUUCGUAAAACCAGUGAUGCUAAAUUCUUCACAAAUACCUCUAAUGGCAUGUGGAUCCCUUGUGAACCUUCUCAACCGGGAGCUGUUCAGAUUACCUUGCCGGAACUUGAUGCCCAAGGCCUAGCUUCAAAGAUCCAGCCACCACCAAUCACAAGAACAGAUUUUGAUAAAGUGCUUGCUAGACAGAAGCCAACUGUAAGUAAAGCAGACCUUGAGGUGCAUGAGAGAUUCACUAUGGAGUUUGGGGAGGAAGGCUGAUUGCUUUAAUCAGUUGAAAAAAGGACUGAUUAACUAUCGGUACAGGUAAUGUAUGUCAUAUAGAUAUCCUUAUAGAUUAUAAAUAGGAAAUUCAGUAAGGUUAAGAGAACAACGUCCGCUAUACUUCAAAUGUUAAUAAUCUCAUCCAUUUUUCGUUUCCAUUUUGGGUAUCCAUCGCCUUCUAGUUAGCCACUAAAUAUCAUAAUGAAAUUUUCCGGAGUUAUGAAAAAACUAAUAUUUCUCCAUGUUGUGAGAGAAAUUAUGAACUUUCACA
Corylus avellana is the source of this 2006-nucleotide messenger RNA. The record is from RefSeq and is a predicted model, not a curated record. NCBI's taxonomy places the organism in Eukaryota, Viridiplantae, Streptophyta, Magnoliopsida, Fagales, Betulaceae.